Molecule: messenger RNA, 1417 nt
Organism: Drosophila yakuba
Lineage: Eukaryota; Metazoa; Arthropoda; Insecta; Diptera; Drosophilidae
Product: N-acetyl-D-glucosamine kinase
Exons: 5
Coding region: 227-1276 (349 amino acids)
Molecular function (GO): N-acetylglucosamine kinase activity
Source: RefSeq, a predicted model, not a curated record
ACAGUUGCGAACACAAUAUACCCAUGUAUUGUGCAAUUACCGGGUACACAAAUAUCAAAGAGUCGCUGAGCCUGAAAUGAGAAAUAUGCCAAACACAACGCAUUUGUUGUUCAAAGCGUUCGGAACGUGGACGGAUUGAGCUCCGCCGGGAACCGCCUUCUCCACAUCAACAGCCUUUUGAACCACAUUCCAGUUGGGACUCGCAUUAGUCCAGCUCGCUAACACAAUGAAAUAUUUCGGCGGAGUCGAAGGCGGAGCCACCCACUCCCGGCUGGUCAUCUGCGAUGAGAGCGGCCAAUCCGUGGGCGCCACCAGCGGCCUGGGCACCAAUCACUGGGGCAUCGGCAUUCCGGAGUGCGCCCGCCGCAUCGCGGACAUGGUGGAGCGGGCGAAGGAGGAGGCGGGCAUUCCCAAGGACACGCCCCUCACCAGUCUGGGACUGAGCCUCAGUGGCUGCGAGCAGGAGGCCACCAAUCGCGAGCUGGAGCAGGAGCUGCGCACCACGUUUCCGGACCUGGCCCAGAGCUAUGCCGUGUCCAGCGACACCAUGGGCAGCAUGUACACCGCCUCAUCCAUCGGAGGAAUGGUGCUUAUUUCAGGAACUGGAUCUAAUUGCCUGCUGCGAAACCCUGACGGCUCCACGUCCAAUUGCGGCGGUUGGGGCAACUUCCUCGGCGACGAGGGAAGCGCCUGGUACAUCUCGUAUCGCGCAGUGAAGGUGGUGUUCGACCACAUGGACAACUUUGAGAAGUCAGCAGCUCCCGUGGAGAAGACUUGGGCUCUGAUCAAGGAGCACUUUAGUCUGGAGACGCGCUUGGACAUGCUGCCGCACUGCUACGCCAAGUUCGACAAGCCCUUCUUCGCCAAUCUGUGCAAGAAGCUGUCGCAGAACGCCGAAAACGGAGACGAACUGGCGCGCGGCUUGUUUCGCGAGGCCGGCGUCCAUCUGGCCAGAAUGAUCCUUGCCCUGCUACCCAAUGUGCACCAGGAUUUGGUCAAGACCGGCGACCUAAGCGUAGUGUGCGUGGGAUCGGUGUGGUCCAGCUGGGAUCUACUGCAGGAGGCCUUCAUCAGUGAACUCUCCAAGACAAGCAUCGACUUCAACCUCAAGCUGGUGCGCAUCACCAAGAGCAGUGCCUACGGAGCCUGCUACCUGGGUGCGGAUAGUGCGGACUUCGAUCUUCCGAGAAACUAUGCCGACAACGUUACAGUCCUGUACACAUACACCGAUCCUCGAAAGAAUGCCAAGGCAACCAACGGCGUAGCUGCUAGUUGAAUCGUGGUAGACAACACAUUCCGAAAUACACUUCCCAAUUGCCAAAUUGACAAUAAAUAUUCCAGUUAGUGGUACGGAUAGGUAGUAUUAUAGCUUAUCGUGAAAUAAAUAAUGUUAUCUUUUGACAAAAUCCGCUGAAAA